AUGUCCUCCCCAGAAUUCUACCUCGCAACCCUCCACGCUGGCCCAACUCCCACAUCCACCUCCUCAUCCUCCCUCUCCCCGCGCACCCGCACCGUCAUCUACAGAGGCCUCUGGGCCUCUCUCCCCGUCAACCCCAAGAACCCGGCCGCCCUCAACCCGCCCCUCUACGAGAGCGACCUGCUCACCCUCACAACCGACGCGCGCAUGGCCAAGGUCCCGGACCUCUUCAACAGCGACCCCUCCUCCGGCUCCGGCUCCGACCCCGCAUCCUCCGGCGGCGGCGCCCCCGUCGAGGCCGUCUUCUGGACCCCCGCCCGCGUCCAGUGGCGCAUCCGCGGCGACGCCUACAUCCUCGGCCCGGACAUCUCCUCCCCCUCCUCUCCGGCAGCCUCUGUGCGCGAGAAGCUCCUCGCCCGCAUGCGCCGCCUGCCCUCCUCCGAGGUCCAGCGCCGGCAGACCUCCGACGACACCCUCUUCCCCUCCGAGGUCCGCUCCAACAUCUCACAAGACGAGGAAGAAUGGAGCUUCGCCCGCGAGGUCACCGCGCACUUCGGCAACCUCUCCCCCAUGAUGCGCGGCACCUUCCGCAACCCGGAACCCGGCACCCCGCGCACCGCGAAGCCGCCCGACGCGGACCACAAGCUCGGCCAGAAGGUCGAGGACCUGCAGGACCCCGUCGCCCGCGACAACUUCCGCGUCGUCGUCAUCGUGCCCACAGAGGUCGACCGCGCGGACCUGAGCGACUCGGCGGACCCGCGCCGCUGGCUGUACCGGCUUGUCGGCGCGGACGAGCCGGAGGAGGCGCAGGAGGGUGCGGAGAGGACCAACGGGUGGGAAAAGAUUGAGACGUGGCCGUGA
Molecule: messenger RNA, 858 nt
Organism: Colletotrichum siamense
Lineage: Eukaryota; Fungi; Ascomycota; Sordariomycetes; Glomerellales; Glomerellaceae
Exons: 1
Coding region: 1-858 (285 amino acids)
Molecular function (GO): FMN binding
Source: RefSeq, a predicted model, not a curated record